AUGGAGCUGAUAAAGAACUUAAUGAGUCCCAGGUCAAGAAGAAAGAAGCUGGAGCUGGCUGGUGGGGAUGUAGGGAGCAGCAUCAUGCCAGCAUCACCAAACAUCUUUGGCCUACCCCUGGAAGAGCUUAUGGCUAAAGCCCCACCAAGUGCAACUGUACCUCCAGUGAUUAGCAGAAUCUGCGAAUAUAUUUACAAAUAUGGGCUAGACAAUGUCGGACUGUUUAGAGUAAGCGGCAGUGUGAGGGUCGUGGAAAAGAUACGCAUGCAGUUUGAGCAGAUGGGGGAUGCCAACCUAGAGGAGGAGAAUGAUGUUGCUGCUACAGCAGGACUUCUGAGAGUGUUCUUGCGGGACCUGCCUGAUACUCUCAUUCCUUCAAGGCUUACUAGACAUUUCUUCUCUGUAAUACAAGAUUCACAACGAGACAAAAAUACCCUGGUGGCGGAAGUGAAGAAGGCACUGAACCUGCUGCCUGUGGACAACUACAACCUGCUGAAGUAUAUCUCAUCCUUGCUGGUGGUGGUGGCAGACAACGAAUCUGAUAAUAAGAUGUCUGCCAUGUCGCUGGCCAUCUUGUUUGGACCAAAUGUGUUCAAAUAUGAGUUGACCUCUGGCAUAGGAGGCCUCAAGGACAUGGACAGCAGCAAGGAUGUUGUGUUUUUGUUUAUAUCAGAUUACAACUCACUAUUUGCAGAGGAAGGUGAUCUGAGCCCGAAGGAAUUCUGGGAAAGUUGUCGUAAGAAAAAGUUGCCACCACCAAGACCUCCUCCACCAAAAGUGCAGUCAUUACCGUGCUUCUCUCUGCCGUCUGCUGACAAUAUUUCCACCAUAUUUCCAAAUUCAGCUUCUUUUUCAUCUCUGGACUUAUGCCCUGUUCCUUCCCCUAGAAAAAUUAAAACCAUCAGCGACAGCAAUUCCAGCUCAGAUGUGGAUGGAAGCCAAACACCCAUCUUUUCAGUUCAUCACAUGACACCACCUCUUUUUAGUCCCAAAGAUGAUGCAGAGCACACCAGAUCAUUCUCACCCUUUACCCUUGAAAGCGACACUCACAGCAUUAUAGAAUCCCCAGUGAUCACAACAGGCACAUACAAGUUUGUCGAGAAGACAAUUGAAGAAACUGUGUCAGAGCACAUCUUUGGAGUAUUGGAUUUUAACCAGAACUCUGGACAGCAGUCACCAAGAUCACCUCGGAAAAAUGCAUUUGUUGAUAUAGACCUGGUCGAUGGGUCUCCUGUGGAUAACCCUGUGAUAAAACCAAGCAUUGUUGCAACAUCAAAGCCUGGAGGUAGCAGCAGAGCAGUAGCUUCCAGCAGUGCAAAAAUAACAUCACUGCUGCAGCCCCCAAUUGAUGGACCAUCAACAAGUUUACAGGACUUUGACAGUGUUGAAAGAAGUGAGGUGUUAAAGUCGGAAAACACAGACAAGGAAAACGAAGGAAGCUAUCCUCACGAGAGUGACAGAGUUGGUGGCAGUCCUCCCUUUAGACCCAAGAGCUUGCACAGAAGUGAUGGGAAAGCCUUGUCAGUUCAGUCUCUGAGUAUGCAGAACACCAUAGAACCUUCAGCUAGCCAGCAGUCUCCUUCAAGUGGGUCAAGCAUAUCAGACAGGUCGCCCAGCAGCGCCAUCAAGCUGUUCAUACCUCCACUUGAUCUGUCUACACUUCAUGAGCAUGUGGACGGAGUGGGUAAGCAUAGAUUUUGUCUUAGUAUAUAG
Molecule: messenger RNA, 1713 nt
Organism: Candidula unifasciata
Lineage: Eukaryota; Metazoa; Mollusca; Gastropoda; Stylommatophora; Geomitridae
Source: the annotation of a GenBank genome assembly